This is a messenger RNA of Rhododendron vialii, 1762 nucleotides long. Its product is annotated as enhanced ethylene response protein 5. Gene Ontology annotation, biological process: transcription elongation by RNA polymerase II; poly(A)+ mRNA export from nucleus; post-transcriptional tethering of RNA polymerase II gene DNA at nuclear periphery. The record is from RefSeq and is a predicted model, not a curated record. The coding region runs from base 202 to 1446 and encodes 414 amino acids. The transcript has 13 exons. NCBI's taxonomy places the organism in Eukaryota, Viridiplantae, Streptophyta, Magnoliopsida, Ericales, Ericaceae. Gene Ontology annotation, molecular function: double-stranded DNA binding; RNA binding. Gene Ontology annotation, cellular component: transcription export complex 2.
UAAUUUGGUAAACUUUGGGGAAAUUUUGUGUUUUCUCUCAUCUCUUUUUAUAGCUGUGACUAAACUUCAUGAUUCACGGGGGCAAUUCUUAGACUGAUAAACGACGGCGUCUUGCGGCUCCUUCUUCUUCUCCCUCCGGUCUCCUUCUUCGACAUCGCCCGGUAGUAAACUAGAGAGAAGCAGAUACAGAAGCAGAGCGCAAUGGCGUCGUACGUAAGCAUGGGCGAAGCCCACAGAAGAAUCACCGAUUACCUCAACCGGUUCUCCGACGCCGUUUCCUACCAGGACGGCUCCUCCCUCAAGCGCCUCCUCUCAAUCUCCUCCGACUCUCCCUCUCUCCUCUCCCUCUCCGACGCCCUCAACGUCUUCCAGGACGCUAGCAGAUUGAUUAAACAGUUUGACAAGUACUCACAAUUUGGGGAAAUUCUGGUUCCCCUAUUUCGCUCGUUACAGAACUACAGACUCGGUCACCUGGUCGAAUCCUACCAGUCUUUCGAAAAAUCUGCCAAUGCAUUUCUUCAGGAGUUUCGGAACUGGGAAUCAGCUUGGGCUUUGGAUGCACUAUACGUGAUUGCUUACGAAAUUCGGGUUCUUGCAGAGAGGGCUGAUAGAGAGUUGGCUUCAAUGGGGAAAAUCCCGGAGAAAUUGAAGGGGGCAGGCUCUUUCCUCAUGAAAGUGUUUGGGGUUCUUGCUGGAAAAGGCCCCAAACGUGUUGGGGCGUUAUAUGUCACAUGCCAGCUGUUUAAGAUUUAUUUCAAGCUUGGUACAGUUCACCUUUGUCGAAGUGUAAUUAGAAGCAUUGAGACUGCUCGUAUAUUCGAUUUUGAAGAAUUUCCGGUCAGAGAUAAAGUCACGUAUAUGUACUACACAGGCCGUUUGGAGGUGUUCAAUGAAAAUUUUCCUGCGGCUGAUCAUAAGUUAUCAUAUGCCUUGACGUAUUGCAAUCCUCAUCGCGAAGCAAAUAUAAGGAUGAUUCUGAAGUAUCUGAUACCUGUGAAACUUUCAAUAGGCAUCCUACCUAUGAUUUCUCUCCUGGAGAAGUAUAACCUGGUUGAGUACAGUAAUGUCGUGCAAGCAAUGAGAAGGGGUGACCUCCGGCUACUAAGACAAGCUCUUCAAGAGCAUGAAGACCAGUUCUUAAGAUCGGGUGUCUAUCUUGUCCUAGAAAAGUUAGAGCUCCAAGUUUAUCAGAGAUUGAUAAAGAAGAUCUACAUCAUCCAGAAGCAAAAGGACCCUAGUAAAGCACACCAGAUCAAGUUAGAAGUAAUUGUCAAGGCAUUGAAGUGGCUUGAGAUGGACAUGGAUGUCGAUGAGGUUGAGUGUAUCAUGUCCAUAUUAAUAUACAAGAACCUUAUGAAAGGGUACUUUGCGCACAAGAGCAAAGUGGUGGUUUUGAGCAAGCAAGACCCGUUUCCCAAAUUAAAUGGCAAACCGGUGAAUUCAUAGAGAUGGUUCGAAGGUAAUAUAUUUGUGCACGCUUUAUUCAUGACACCAUGAGAGCGAGGCCAUCUUCCUAUGGUUGCCUUGGCUUUUGAUCUGAUUAUGGUAGAAGAGUGUCAAAUGGAACGAGAUUACUUUCCUCUAGGGUAAGUAUUGUAUGGUGCAGUCAAAUUAAUCAGUUUUCUUUACAUAUAUUCAGAGGACAAAUGGUUGAUUGAAUGGCUUGAGACUGCCAGCUAAGUCAUGAAAAGUUUUGAGGACUAGUGGGGAAAAAGUUUAGUAUUCAGGUCAAUGAAUGGCUUCCUGAUACUUCAUUAUUACA